Colletotrichum phormii is the source of this 1345-nucleotide messenger RNA. RefSeq lists its product as uncharacterized. NCBI's taxonomy places the organism in Eukaryota, Fungi, Ascomycota, Sordariomycetes, Glomerellales, Glomerellaceae. Bases 242 to 1279 code for a protein of 345 amino acids. The transcript is spliced from 2 exons. The record is from RefSeq and is a predicted model, not a curated record.
CACGGCACACUCGGUGCCAUCCAUCGUCAUUCUGUCCUGUCCUGUGCUGUCCUGUCCAUCUUCUCUUCUUCAACAUACCGACGACAUAAUCAACUUUACAUACCAAAAUCAGAGUCUCGACGCUUGUUAUUGCUAGUUACGCCUCUGCAUUUCAUCCGCUAGCCGUCCACCAACGUCGCAUCCAAUCCCGUUUACACACACCCAUAUCGCACCCCUCCUGCUCCCCACCACGACCUUCACCAUGUUCGGCAUCCAGCAUCACCCAGCAGACCUCAUUCGGAAGAGGGGACGUGACGAUGAGGAGGAUAUGCAAAAUGGCACUCUUAGCUUUGGUGAACACAGAAACAAACGCCUCCAAUGUCUACCCCUCCGAACAUCGCCGACGUCUUCGAAGCGCUGGUCUACGCCCGUCAUACCACUCAAUGCGGCUCCUUGUACUCUGACGCCAGGCGACUCAGACUCGGAGGAACAGCCCAGGUCACACUUCUCGCCAUGGUCGUCGUCACCCGCACCCAUGUCUUGCCAGCCCUCACCCUUUGGUCCGACCGAGCCCGAUCGCGAUAUGGACAUGAUGGACACAAUGUCGCCGCCGCCUGUCCCGCAGCAACACAUUCGCUCGGACCAGCCCGCCUCUGUCAAUGGCCGUAUGCCCACCCCGAUCCAGCCAAACUUUGCCUCCCAAUUCAUGAAUGGCGGCUCCUCGGGCCGCGACUGGCGUGGCCCGGGACCCGCAGUCAGCCAUCGUACCGGCGUCGUGAAUAUGGGCCACAUGCACGCCGGCUUCGGCAGCGACGAGUCCCGCUCCAUUCCCCGUACCAUGGAAGGCACCGACGACUGGCACGCUGUCCAGAAUCGCCGUCUGCCGUCGCCUAUUAGCGAGGGCGAGGACUCGACGAGCCACCUUGGCAGCGGAAGCCUGAGUCCCCCAGGAAUGGUUCUCGACAACGGCUUCCCGUCUAACCUGACUGCGCGCUUGGAACAGUCGUCCCUCAACGGACACGACCAUCACGAUAUGGGCAUGAUGGAGGUGGAGGAUCACUCGCACAUGAUGAGCGAUGAUCCCGUCACCACCACCAUCGACGCCGGCCCCCUUGAAACGACGUCAGCGCCGGCAACACCCUCGCCGGGACGCAAGGGACAUAUUCGAUCUAGGCACACUGUCAACUCGUGGACCUGGCAGCCUGGCAUGAAGAAGAGCUUUAGCAUCGGUUACCGUGCUGAUUGCGAAAAGUGCCGCCUCAAGGUGCCGGGCCACUUUAAUCACAUUGUUGUCUCAUAGAACGGGCAAGAAAUCCUUUUGCCUGAUGAUUUGGCGGUGCAGACGCCCCGCAAAGAGCGCAGGCGA